AUGAAGUGGGUGGUAUCAAUUUUUUUAAUUUUCCUACUAUCUUUUACAGAAUCUAGAACAAUGCAUAAAAAUGCAUAUGGAAUAGCUUCCAUAUUGGAUUCUUCUCAAUGUUCCACAGAGGCGAAUUUAGUUGACCUAGCUACUAUAGCUUUUGCUCAGUUUAUUCAUGAAGCUGCUUACCCAGAAGUAAGAAAAAUGGUGAAAGAUGUACUGACUGUCAUUGAGAAACCUCUAGGCAGUGAUCAGCCUGUGGGGUGUCUAGAUGAUCAGCUCUCUGCCUUUCUGGAUGAAAUUUGCCAUGAGAAAGAAAUUGUUGGAAAAUACAAACUUUCAGACUGCUGCAACCAAAAUGGAAAAGAAAGACAUAGCUGUUUACUGGCACGCAAAAAGGCUGCUUCAGAUUUUGUCUCACCUUUCCAACUUCCGGAGCCUGUCUCGAGUUGUAAGGCACAUGAAGAAAAUAGAGAGACGUUCAUGAAUCGAUUCAUCUAUGACAUAGCAAGAAGACAUCCCUUUCUGUAUGCACCUACAAUUCUUUCUUUGGCUGCUCGUUUCGACAAAAUAAUCCCAACUUGCUGCCAAGCUGAAAAUGCAGUUGAAUGUUUCCAAACGAAGGGAGCACCACUUACAAAAGAAUUAAGAGAAAGUAACUUGUUGAAUCAACACGUGUGUUCAGUAUUGAGAAAAUUUGGAUCUCCAACCUUCCCAGCCAUAAUUGCUGCUAAAUUGAGUCAAAAGUUUCCCAAAGCUAAUUUUUCUGAAAUUGAAAAACUGGUCCUGGAUGUGGCUCAUGUCCAUGAAGAAUGCUGCAGAGGAAAUGUGCUGGAGUGUCUACAGGAUGGGGGGAAAAUUAUGUCCUACAUUUGUUCUCAACAAGAUUUUCUGUCAAGUAAAAUGCAAGAAUGCUGCAAGUUGCCCAUACUUGAACUUGGUCAAUGCAUAAUUCAUGCAGAAAAUGAUGAGAAACCUGGAGAUUUAUCUCCAAGUCUUGGUAGAUUUGUAGAUGCUAGAGAUUUCAGCAAGCUUCCUUCAAAGGAAAAAGACAUCUCUAUGGCAAGAUUUAUUUAUGAAUAUUCAAGAAGACAUAGUGAACUUAGUACCUCAGCGAUUCUAAGAAGUGCUGAAGAAUUCCAGAAGUUACUGGAGAACUGUUCUCAAUCUGAAAAUCCUCUUGAAUGCCAGGAUAAAGGGGAAAUAGAGAUGGAGAAACAUACUCAGGAGAGCCGAGCAUUUGCCAAGAGAAGCUGUGGCACCUUCCGGAAAUUGGGAAACUACUACUUACAGAAUACAUUUCUUGUCGCUUACACCAAGAAAGCCCCUCAGAUGCCCGCCCCUGAGCUGAUGGUGUUCACCAGGGAGAUGGCGCGGGCAGCAGCUGCUUGUUGCCAACUUAGUGAGGACAAACAGUUGGCCUGUGGUGAGGGAGCGGCUGACCUUAUUAUUGGACACUUAUGUAUCAGGCAUGAAGAAGCUCCAAUAAACGCUCACGUUGGCCAUUGUUGCUCUUCUUCAUAUGCGAACAGGAGGCCAUGCUUUAGCAACUUGGUGAUGGAUGAAGCCUAUGUCCCGCCACCAUUCUCUGCCGACAAGUUCAUCUUCCAUACGGAUCUGUGCCAAGCUCAGGGGGUAGCACUGCAAACGAAGAAGCAAGAAUUUCUCAUUAACCUUGUGAAGCAAAAGCCACAAAUAACAGAGGAACAACUGGAGGCCGUGACUGCAGAUUUUUCAGCCUUGUUGGAAAAAUGCUGUCGGAGUGAAAAGCAAGACGUCUGCUUUGCAGAAGAGGGUCCAAAACUUAUUUCAAAAACUCGUGCUGCAUUGGGAGCCUAA
This is a messenger RNA of Sorex araneus (European shrew), 1830 nucleotides long. It is a transcript of the gene AFP, whose product is annotated as alpha fetoprotein. The transcript has 14 exons. Gene Ontology annotation, cellular component: cytoplasm; blood microparticle. The record is from RefSeq and is a predicted model, not a curated record. Gene Ontology annotation, molecular function: fatty acid binding; zinc ion binding. Bases 1 to 1830 code for a protein of 609 amino acids. Lineage: Eukaryota; Metazoa; Chordata; Mammalia; Eulipotyphla; Soricidae. Gene Ontology annotation, biological process: transport.